This is a messenger RNA of Ostertagia ostertagi, 588 nucleotides long. NCBI's taxonomy places the organism in Eukaryota, Metazoa, Nematoda, Chromadorea, Rhabditida, Trichostrongylidae. The record is from the annotation of a GenBank genome assembly.
AUGGACGUUAGCCUAUUCCAGGCUGGGUUACCUAACCUUGCUGGCUUACCAGGGCUGCAGAGUUUGCCCGGUCUCCAAGGUUUAGCUGGACUUCCUUCGCUGAAUCUAGCGCAGCUAUCUGCUCUUAAUCAGGCAAAUGCAACGCAACCUAACCAAGCUCUGCUGAAUCUUCUAGCGAACAAUUCUUUAGCUUCGAAAAUCGGUGCGUUAUCUAACCUACAAUUCGCUCAUGCCCGUCCACCAGUCUCUUUAGCUGGAGGAUUUGAUCCGGCUCAACUGGCCAAACAACAGGAGAUACUUCAACAGCUCGCGGCAGGCGGUGGAAAUUCAGGUUUGGGUGGUGUCCCCCCACCAUCCACAAUAGGUCUUCUUGGCGCUGCACCAGGACAGCUGCUUGGACCGUUGCCGACGGCGCCAGUUCCAAUGAUGACAGAUGACAGUGAGAGCGACAAAGACGGUCGUAGGAGAGAUCGUAAGCGCAGUCGAUCACGAGAUAGGGGCAACCAUAAGAGUCAAGAGAUCGGAAACCCGAAAAGGUGGAUCGUGAACGGAGAAAACUGGGAUUACCUGCUAUUCAGGAGGGUUUGA